Messenger RNA from Cladophialophora bantiana CBS 173.52, 1197 nucleotides. RefSeq lists its product as uncharacterized. Gene Ontology annotation, molecular function: RNA polymerase II cis-regulatory region sequence-specific DNA binding; DNA-binding transcription factor activity, RNA polymerase II-specific. Gene Ontology annotation, cellular component: nucleus. NCBI's taxonomy places the organism in Eukaryota, Fungi, Ascomycota, Eurotiomycetes, Chaetothyriales, Herpotrichiellaceae. The record is from RefSeq and is a predicted model, not a curated record. The coding region runs from base 1 to 1197 and encodes 398 amino acids. Gene Ontology annotation, biological process: regulation of transcription by RNA polymerase II. The transcript has 2 exons.
AUGCGCAGAACGGUGGAAAUGGAUGCUGAGAUCCCAACUCAUCGCUAUGAGGCAUAUGACAAUUUUGGAGAUUUUGAACUUUCAAACAUCACGACCGGGGCGUUCGAGGAGCAAAAUUUGCAGUCACCUUCAGCAAUCUCGCACCUUCAGAUGCAUCAUGGUCAACAACACACAGAUGUCCAUCCACUGCUCCAGGUGGAGACUGUGGACGACAUCCCCUAUGAGAACUUUCAUCCCCAUCACGAGCAUAUCUUCCCGGCAAGCGCCCAACUCCAAUUUUCCGAAAUCGAUCUAGACCCGACUUGGGCACCCCAUCCUUAUCCGCAAUUCAUCAGCAAUACUGUCGGACAAACAGAUGGUUUCAGUGGCCUUCCGCUGUUCCCAUACACAGCAGAUCCAGUGGACCCCCCUCUGUCAGCAUACCAAUAUUAUGAAGAGCAGAAUAUCUGGCCUUCGUCUGACGAAUACAGCCAGUGCAGAAUCUUCACCACAAUGGAAGAAGAUGAAGACGCAGUUGACGACAAGCCGUAUGCCCGACUCAUCUACGAAGCUCUGAUGCAGGCACCGGGCCAUAGGUUGAUGCUCAGAGAGAUUUACGAAUGGUUUCGCCACAAUACUACUAAACCUCAAGAAUCUGGAUCAAAUGGUUGGCAGAAUAGCAUUCGGCACAACUUGUCCAUGAAUAAGGCAUUCGAAAACGACAGGGAUAGCGCAAAGGGCAGCGUGAGAAAAGCUACUAGCGUCUGGAUGCUGACCGAUGAGGCGAUCAAGAAUGGGGUCCAGUCUACCACAAGGUAUCGCAAAUCUGGAGCAGGCAAAAAGACACUGCGGGGCCGCAUACCAGCCAUUCAACGUCAAAGAGCGGGAGCAAAAGGUGGGCGAGCAGCGCGGCAUUCAGCCAAAAGGAGGUAUCAAGAGCAGGGUGCUUUCACUGACUCGACGCCAACGGCAAGCCCUUCGACCACAUCGUACUCCGACUACACCGACUACCAAAGCUUUGACUCCCUGGAUCUACGACUAGCAGCGAAGAGUUGGCCGAUGACUCCGGUGGAGCAGAAUCUAGCAGCUGAAGAAGCGAAUUUGCUGAGCUGUCUGUCUCCACAAAGCGCGCCGGGUUUCAGGCCACAGCGCAUUGGCUAUGGAGAGGAGAACGCGCAUUUGCAGGAUGCUCUCUUGCAGUCAAUGCAAGAUCAGUAG